This is a messenger RNA of Penicillium lagena, 1284 nucleotides long. RefSeq names its product protein kinase RIO2. Gene Ontology annotation, cellular component: nucleus; cytosol; preribosome, small subunit precursor. Bases 1 to 1284 code for a protein of 427 amino acids. Gene Ontology annotation, biological process: maturation of SSU-rRNA; protein phosphorylation. NCBI's taxonomy places the organism in Eukaryota, Fungi, Ascomycota, Eurotiomycetes, Eurotiales, Aspergillaceae. Gene Ontology annotation, molecular function: ATP binding; protein serine/threonine kinase activity. The record is from RefSeq and is a predicted model, not a curated record. The transcript has 2 exons.
AUGAAGCUCGACGCAAAAGCGAUUCGUUACCUCACCUCGGAGGACUUCCGGGUGCUUGCGGGGGUGGAAGCUGGUAGUCGCAACCACGAAGUGGUUCCAACGCCGCUGAUCGUGCAGCUCUCCGGCCUGCGAGGCGGUAGUGGCGUGCAUCGGUCGAUCUCGGUUCUGGCGAAGACGAACUUGAUCGCCAAGGUGAAGAAUGCGAAAUGUACGUUCUACAGGGAAAUUCGAACUACUCAGCUGCUGACCCUCCAUCCUUCUCGCGCAGAUGAUGGCUACCGGCUCGCCUAUGGCGGACUCGACUACCUCGCGCUCAAUGCGCACCAGAAACAAAAAUGCAUCUACUCAGUCGGCAACCAGAUCGGCGUGGGCAAGGAAUCCGACAUCGUCGUCGUAGCACACAGCAGCGGCGCCCAACGAAUUCUCAAAAUCCACCGUCUCGGCCGCAUCUCCUUCCGAACUGUCAAGACGAAUCGCGACUACCUGCGCCACCGCAACACGGGCUCGUGGAUGUACAUGUCUCGCCUAGCGGCGAUGAAAGAGUUUGCGUUUAUGAAAGCGCUGCGCGAGAACGGAUUCUCCGUGCCCGAGCCCAUUGCCCAAAAUCGGCAUACCAUCGUUAUGAGUCUGAUUGAUGCUUUCCCGCUCCGCCAAAUAUCCAAGGUCCCUCGCCCCGCGGAGCUGUACUCGGAGUUGAUGGACAUUAUUCUAGAGUUGGCGCGGUUCGGCCUGAUUCAUGGUGACUUUAACGAGUUCAAUAUCUUGAUCAAGGAAGAGGAGGAUCCGAAUGCGAAAGGCAAAGCACCUGCGAACGCGGAUGACGAGAACGAUGAGAAUAUUCGACUUGUGCCUGUGCUUAUUGAUUUCCCGCAAAUGGUAUCCAUCGACCAUGUCAAUGCGGAGAUGUACUUCGACCGGGAUGUCAACUGCAUCAAGAGGUACUUCCAGCGCAAGUUUCACUUUGUCAGUGAUGUUCCGGGACCGUUCUUUGCCGAUGCGAAGAAAAAUAUGCUCAAGAAUCCGGGGAAGCGGUUGGAUGUGGAAGUGGAGGCGUCGGGUUUCUCGAGGAAGAUGGCCCGCGAACUGGAGGCGUACAUGAAGGAAGUUGGUGUUGACGGAGAUGCGGGUGCAUCUCGAGAUGAUGAUGAAGAUGAAGAUGAAAACUCAGAUGCGGAAGAGGAGGGUUCUGAGGAGGAUCACAGCGAUGGACAACCGGAGGAGGGAACGGGACACUCGGAUAGCCUUGACGACAGCUCCCGGCGAUUGGAGGAGCUGCGGGUUUGA